Messenger RNA from Thecamonas trahens ATCC 50062, 678 nucleotides. RefSeq lists its product as uncharacterized. The record is from RefSeq and is a predicted model, not a curated record. NCBI's taxonomy places the organism in Eukaryota, Apusomonadida, Apusomonadidae. Gene Ontology annotation, cellular component: histone acetyltransferase complex. The transcript has a single exon. The coding region runs from base 29 to 406 and encodes 125 amino acids.
CUCGACUCUGUUGGGGAAAAAAGCAGACAUGAGCUCUGAAGAGGUUGUUGUGGAGGAGCCUGUGCUGUCUGAGGACCUGAAGAGGCUGCUGACAAGGAAGCAGGAGCUCGAGUCGGAGCUGGUCAACGUGGAGCGGAGGAUCUAUCGACUGGAGGAGAACUACCUCCAGGAUACGGCGGCUCUGGGCAACAUCGUCAAGGGAUGGGCCGGGUACUUGUCGUCAAGGUCGUUGGAUCAGAUCAAGCAAGUCACUCGCAAAGUCAAGGACUCGGAGCGUCUCUUUACCUUUUCGUCCACGUCGGGUCUGGCAAACAACUCGGCAGAGCCAGACGACUAUGAUGACGAGCCGCGCCGGAAGCGCAGAAAGCACAAACGGAAGUCUGCAGCUAACGGGGACUGGAACUGAUCGUCAUCUCUGUCCUCAACCCGUGGAGCGAGCGAGGACUGGAGAGAGAUGGGGGGGGGGGGGGGGGGCGACUUGCCGCCGCUGUUGAUCGCCCUUGUGCUACUGUGCUGCUGGUCUUGGCGCCGACUCGGGCAUCUACGUCGAGGUGCCUACGCCCACGCCCACACCCACGCCCACACCCACACCCAAAGUUCCAGAACGACUGCGAACUGUAACGCGUGCUGCGUCGCGGACUCGCUACUUUGGGUGAACCAGCGAUGACGAUCGUCGCC